Messenger RNA from Ilex paraguariensis (yerba mate), 5086 nucleotides. The record is from the annotation of a GenBank genome assembly. NCBI's taxonomy places the organism in Eukaryota, Viridiplantae, Streptophyta, Magnoliopsida, Aquifoliales, Aquifoliaceae.
GUUUUAUAUCCCCAUAUGUACACUAACGAUAAUCAACAAUACAUAAACUCUCUCUCUCUCUCUCUCUCUCUCUCUCUCUGUAUUUUCACAUCCUUUGAGAGAAGGAAUGUUCUACAUGUAACAGUUCAACAAUCAUAUGUUUACAGAUACGUAUAAUCACACACACAUACACACAAUAUACACACACAAAAGCUUCAAACGAAGUAAGUACUUCAUUGUGAAUUCAAAGCUUUUGCUAUUCGCCGACUUGAAGAUCUUCGUAUUUCACCUGAUUUGGAUAUUGUGAAGGUGAUCUGCUACGAGGAGAAUUAAGAGUGAUUAAAGCAUGACUUGUUGAAGAUUAAGAAGAGUUAAUUGAGAAAGAUAAGAGAGGAUGAAGAGGUCUAGAGAUGAUGUGUACAUGAGUUCUCAGCUCAAACGCCCCAUCGUCUCUUCUCGCGCCGAACCCUCUGGGCACUCUGGGCUACCCCAGAUGACGGGUGGGAGCAGCACACAGAAACUAACAACAAGUGAUGCCCUAUCGUAUCUAAAAUCAGUCAAGGACAUAUUUCAAGAUAAAAGGGAGAAAUAUGAUGAGUUUCUUGAAGUCAUGAAGGCUUUCAAGGCUCAAAGAGUUGACACAACUGGUGUUAUAGCAAGGGUGAAGGAAUUAUUUAAAGGGCAUCGGAACCUAAUUUUGGGUUUCAAUACCUUUUUGCCGAAGGGAUACGAGAUUAUCCUGCCCCCGGAUGAACCACUUCCGGUGAAGAAGCCUGUGGAAUUUGAAGAAGCAAUCAAUUUUGUGAACAAAAUCAAGAUGAGAUUUCAAGGUGAUGACCGUGUGUACAAAUCUUUUCUUGACAUUUUGAAUAUGUACAGAAAAGAAAACAAAUCCAUUGAUGAGGUCCACCGGGAGGUUGCUGCUCUUUUCCGUGAGAAUGCAGACCUUCUUGUGGAGUUCACUCAUUUUCUACCUGAUGCUUCGGCAGCAGUCUCUGUUCAUUAUGCUCCAUCUGGUAGGAAUCCUACAUUGGGUCGUGAUGAUAGGGGUUCACCCAUGACCAUGAUGAGGCCUAUGCAUGUUGACAAGAAGGUUACUGCUUCACAUGCUGACCGUGACCUCAGUGUUGACCGGCCAGAUCCAGACCAUCAUAAAACACUAAUGAGAGCUGACAAAGAGCAGCGGAGGCGUGGUGAGAAAGAAAAAGAAAGAAGAGAAGACAAAGACCCUACAGAACGAGAGCGGGACAAUAGAGACUUUGAUCAAGAUCGUCCUCUCCACAAAAGAAAAUCGGCUCGUAGGGAAGACUCUGUUGAUGACCAAUUUCGCCAAGGUGGGGAAGGCACCGAAAACUUUGGAACGACACCUGGCUCAUCUGCUUGUGAUGAUAAAAGUGCCUUCAAAAGUAUGCAUGACCAAGAGUUUGCUUUUUGUGAGAAGGUGAAGGAGAGAAUACGUGAUCCUGAUGAUUACCAAGAAUUUUUGAAGUGCCUUCAUAUCUACGGCAGAGAAAUAAUUACGCGAUCACAAUUGCAAUCACUGGUGGGUGAUCUACUUGGGCGAUAUCCAGACCUCAUGGAAAAGUUCAACGAAUUUUUGGAUCGAUGUGAGAAGAUAGAUGGUUGUCUUGCUGGUGUUGUGAGCAAAAGAUCCUUGUGGAACGAUGGCCAUUUACCCAAAUCAGUGAAGCUAGAGGAUAGGGGUAGAAAUCGAGAUCAUGAGAGGGAAGACAGAGAUAAAGACCAUGACGACAGAGAAAGGAAUAGAUCUGACAGAGGUUUUGGGAGUAAAGAUAUAGUUGGACAGAAGAUGCCUUUAUAUUCAAGCAAAGAUAAGUAUAUGGCAAAACCCAUUCAAGAACUAGACCUCUCUAACUGUGAGAGCUGCACACCCAGUUAUCGGCUUCUGCCGGAUAAUUAUCCAAUUCCUUUAGCAAGUCAGAGAACAGAGGUUGGUGCUGAAGUAUUGAAUGAUCAUUGGGUGUCCGUCACUUCAGGAAGUGAGGACUAUUCUUUUAAACACAUGCGCAAAAACCAGUAUGAAGAAAGCUUGUUCCGAUGUGAAGAUGACAGGUUUGAACUGGACAUGUUGUUAGAAUCUGUGAAUGCAACCACUAAAUGCGUUGAAGAACUACUCGACAAGAUCAAUGACAAUGCAAUUAAGCCAGACAGCCCGAUUUGUAUUGAAGACCAUUUUACAGCUCUGAAUUUAAGGUGCAUUGAACGUUUGUAUGGUGACCACGGACUUGAUGUGAUGGAUGUAUUAAGGAAGAAUGCACCUCUUGCCUUGCCAGUUAUAUUAACACGCUUGAAACAGAAACAAGAAGAGUGGGCAAGGUGUCGUUCUGAUUUUAAUAAAGUUUGGGCUGAAAUCUAUGCAAAGAACUAUCACAAAUCACUCGAUCAUCGUAGCUUCUAUUUCAAGCAACAGGACACGAAGAGCUUGAGCACUAAAGUAUUAUUGGCCGAGAUCAAAGAAAUCAGUGAAAACAAGCUCAAAGAGGAUGACAUGCUCCUAUCUAUUGCUGCUGGAAAUAGACGACCUAUCAUUCCAAACAUAGAGUUUGAGUAUCCUGAUUCAGACAUCCAUGAAGACUUGUAUCAACUAAUCAAAUAUUCCUGUGGGGAAGUUUGUACAACUGAACAGUUGGACAAAGUCAUGAAGAUUUGGAUGACCUUCCUGGAACCCAUGCUUGGUGUUCUUUCUCGGCCUCAGGGUACAGAAGACACUGAAGAUGUUAUGAAGGCUAAAGCUCAUGUUGCCAAAAGUGUGGCCACUAGUGUUGGAGAAAGUGAUGGCAGUCUUGUUGACAGCGCCGCUAUCCUUAAUUGUAAACAAUCAAAUGCUUCUGGAGAUGGAGAUGAGAAUACUCCACCUGAAAAUUCAAGUUCCUCCAGAGCAUGGUUACUAAAUAGGGAGAAUGGGGUUAAAGAGGAUGGUUCUCAUGAUACAGAUCAUGCUGUACGUAGUGGUAAUACGAGUAGUAUACCUCAACAUCAAAAGGUGCAGACGAAUGCUCAUGUGGCAGAUGAAACUUCUGGGGUCAGCAAACAAGCAACUGCUAAUGAACAACUAGCCAAUGCAAGUAUAUCACUUGCUGCGGGAGCAGAAGAAAGUCAUGAAAGAGUCAAUGGAGAAAAUACUUUAGGGCUUUGUGCUACUACUUCCGGACCUGGUAAUGCGGCUGUUAAGGGUGGGCUUGAGAGUAAACAGCAUAAUGAAAUUUUAUCUUCAACAGAGGGUGGUGAUUCUGUGAUACAAAUUUUAUCUUCAAAUGGGGCAAUGGCAAAGAGUAUCGGAGUUCAGAAAUAUCACGAAGAAUCUGUCGAGCACUUUAAAAUUAUUGAAAGAGAAGAGGGUGAAUUAUCUCCAAAUGGAGAUUUUGAGGAGGAUAAUUUUGCAGCAUAUGCAGAUGCUGGAGCAGAGGCUACAAAUAAAACGAAGGAUGGUUCCGUGAGCGGGCAAUAUCAAACCACAGAUGGAGAAGAACGUUGUUGUGGAGAGGCAGGAGGAGAAAAUUAUGCUGAUGCUGAUGACGAAGGUGAGGAAAGUGCGCAGAGGUCAUCAGAGGACAGUGAGAAUGCUUCAGAAAAUGGUAAUGGCUCAGGUAGUGAGUCUGCUGAUGGAGAAGAUUGCUCCAGAGAGGAGCAGGAAGAAGACGGAGACCAUGAUGAGAAUGAUAACAAAGCUGAGAGUGAAGGUGAGGCUGAAGGGACGGCUGAUGCCCAUGACGUUGACGGAGAUGGAAUAUUAUUGCCAUUUUCAGAGCGUUUUUUACAAACGGUGAAGCCUCUUACAAAGCAUGUUCCUCCAGCAUUACAUGACACAAAGAAGGACUCUCGGAUUUUCUAUGGAAAUGAUUCCUUCUAUGUGCUUUUUAGGCUUCAUCAGAUACUGUAUGAUAGAAUAAAAGAUGCAAAAUUUCAUUCCUCGUCUGCUGAAAUGAAAUGGAGGGCUUCAAAUGAUACAACGCCAAACGAUUCGUAUGCGAGGUUUAUGAAUGCACUUUACAGUCUACUGGAUGGUUCAUCUGAUAACACAAAGUUUGAGGACGACUGUCGAGCUAUUAUUGGGACUGCAUCAUAUGUUCUCUUCACAUUAGACAAGCUGAUAUUUAAACUUGUCAAACAGCUUCAAACAAUUGCAGCUGAUGAGAUGGACAACAAACUUCUCCAACUAUAUGCAUAUGAAAAAUCAAGGAAACCUGGGAAGUUUGUUGAUGUAGUUUAUCAUGAAAAUGCCCGUGUUAUUCUCCAUGAUGAGAAUAUAUAUCGGAUUGAAUGUUCAUCUGCACCAACUCAUUUAUCCAUCCAACUUAUGGACUAUGGGUAUGAUAAGCCUGAAGUGACUGCUGUUUCAAUGGACCCAAAUUUUGCAGCUUAUCUGAAUAACGACUUCCUCUCGGUUGUUCCUGAAAAAAAGGAGAAGCCUAGGAUUUUCUUGAGGAGAAAUAAACGCAAGUAUGCAUGUGGAGAUGAAAUUUCUCCUACAUGCGAGGCUAUGGGAGGACUAAGAGUUGUUAACGGUCUGGAGUGUAAAAUUGCUUGCAACUCGUCCAAGGUCUCUUACGUUUUGGAUACAGAAGACUUCUUGAUCCGGAUAAAAAAAAGGAGAUCCAUGCAUCAGUAUAUUUCAUGCCGUGACCUAGCAAACUGUUCAAAUGGUUAUUCAGUUAGAGUCCAAAGGUUUCGUAGCUUGCUGUCUCGUGCGUGAAAUGCAACUCUGCGACACCGGAAGUAGAUUUGACAUUUGAUAAGAAGGCGCUGCAAAUGGCGAAGUCUCAGUGCCGUAACUAGACCAACUCUCGUGGAAGUAUUAUUUCAUGCAUUUUAUUCCUUUUUGGUCUUCACCUAUCCAAUAAAGAAUGGAAGGGAUGUGAGUCAGGAAGACUGUAGCAUACUGGUGGCGGCAUUUUGAGCGCCAAUCGUGUAACAUAGAAGUAAUUUGUGAUGUAAAAAGACUUGUGUUCAGUCCAUGUCGCCUAUAUAUCUUUGCAAUCCUUUCGUGUAAGUUGUAACAUCUCUUUUUGUUAAAGAGGAAAAAAGAAACAUCUCUUUUUGUUACUUUCAAUUGUCCACAUUAACUUCUUCUUUUUUUUUCAUUACA